AUGGUCCAAGGUGCUGCAAGGCCCGACUCCGGCAGCUCUAGCCGUGAAUACGGCAUUACAUUGGAAUGUCAACCUCCCGCUGCCGCUCGCCCUGCAGUCCCCUUUACCCUACCAGUGAUCGUUGCAGUUCGAGCCGUCGGUACAUCAAGAGGCGAUCCGGUUCAGCAGCUUGGCGUCAGUGUGUCGCUGAGAAACGAGGCAGGAAAUGCCCCUUGCGCCGGACUGACGGGCACUUUAACAGCGACCGUGUGUAGCCGCCGCGGAAACACCAUGAGCGGAUUUGGCAGUUUUAGGGGGCUCACGAUCUCCCAGCCGGGACGGUACCGACUACGGGUCAUGUUGGCAGCUGCUCUUGAGGGUGGGGUGGCAACCCGAGCAUAUGUUGAUUCGGACGUCAUUGUUGUUCAUUCUGGCGCUCCCAGAGCUCAGCGGCCCAGUCCAACACAGGUCGCAACAUUCCAAAGACUCGUCCAAGAGAAUAUUGGCAUAUCGGCCGCCGAUAUUGCGGCCUGGCAGCAAGCCAAUGUCUCGGACUAG
Molecule: messenger RNA, 537 nt
Organism: Aspergillus alliaceus
Lineage: Eukaryota; Fungi; Ascomycota; Eurotiomycetes; Eurotiales; Aspergillaceae
Exons: 2
Coding region: 1-537 (178 amino acids)
Source: RefSeq, a predicted model, not a curated record